AUGUUUGUAUGCUUUGGGGAGGGUAUAGGGGUUGUGGAGGUUGUGGAGGUUGUGGAGGUUGUGGAGGUUGUGGAGGUUGUGGAGGUUGUGAAGGUUGUGAAGGUUGUGGAGGGUAUAGGGGUUAUAGAGGUUAUAGAGGUUAUAGAGGUUGUAGAGGUUGUGGAGGUUGUGGAGGUUGUGGAGGUUGGAGGGGAGGUUUGGGGAUUGGAGAUUGAUGGGUUGAGGACUCGGAGGAGCAUACUUGCGUAUGUAUUUGGUCAUGUAGAUAUGUAUGUAUUGGGAGACGGGUGGUGGGAAGGGGGAAUACAUGUGGUGGAGCUUUGGGGCUUGCAGGAGGUAUGGGGAGGCGGGGAUGAGGAGGUAGUGAGGGGAGAGGAGAUGGGAGCGGAUAGGUCGUCAUCCGACGACGACGAGGACGACGACGAGGACGGCGGCGGCGGCGGGCUGUGUGGCUGGGUGCUUGAUGUGACACUUACCAUGGAUGUAUAG
Molecule: messenger RNA, 489 nt
Organism: Pseudovirgaria hyperparasitica
Lineage: Eukaryota; Fungi; Ascomycota; Dothideomycetes; Acrospermales; Acrospermaceae
Exons: 8
Coding region: 1-489 (162 amino acids)
Source: RefSeq, a predicted model, not a curated record